Molecule: messenger RNA, 4008 nt
Organism: Mya arenaria
Lineage: Eukaryota; Metazoa; Mollusca; Bivalvia; Myida; Myidae
Exons: 11
Coding region: 107-2380 (757 amino acids)
Source: RefSeq, a predicted model, not a curated record
AUAAUAAUUUAAAUUUUCGAGCUUUAACGCUAUCAUAACAUCAGUUAUUUUAGACAGUGUAGAUUCAGAACACAGGAGCUAGCUUAUAUGAGUAACAAACGUGACAAUGCGCUUGUGUAACUUGCAGACGUACUUCAUCCUAGCUUCUGCUUUUCAUGGAAUAUACAGAGUAACUUCAUUACAACAUGGAGAUGUUUGUACAUGCAAUUCACAAAGCCCUUCACCAAAAUCAAGCUCAUCAUCUACGUACCCAACUACGGUUCAAAAGUUGACUACUUCAACAGUUAAAGGUAAUCUAGAAACAGAUACCACUCUACAAGAGGCAACAAAAACAAAACCUACAUCUACAACCAAUAAUGAAUUAUCUACUUCUUUAGUAGAGCCAACUACAACAGAACCGACUUCUACAACCAAUACUAAACCAGGUACCACUCUAUCAGAGGCAACUAAAAUACCACUGACUUCUGCAUCCAAUACUGAAACAACUAUCACUCUACCAGAGCCAACUACAACAGAACCGACUUCAACAACCAAUACUGAAACAACUACCACUCUAUCUGAGGCAACUACAACAGAACCGACUUCAACAACCAAUACUGAAACAACUAUCACUCUAUCUGAGGCAACUACAACAGAACCGACUUCAACAACCAAUACUGAAACAACUACCACUCUAUCUGAGGCAACUACAACAGAACCGACUUCAACAACCAAUACUGAAACAACUACCACUCUAUCUGAGGCAACUACAACAGAACCGACUUCAACAACCAAUACUGAAACAACUACCACUCUAUCUGAGGCAACUACAACAGAACCGACUUCAACAACCAAUACUGAAACAACUACCACUCUAUCUGAGGCAACUACAACAGAACCGACUUCAACAACCAAUACUGAAACAACUACCACUCUAUCUGAGGCAACUACAACAAAACCGACUUCAACAACUAAUACUGAAACAACUACCACUCUAUCUGAGGCAACUACAACAGAACCGACUUCAACAACCAAUACUGAAACAACUACCACUCUAUCUGAGGCAACUACAACAGAACCGACUUCAACAACCAAUACUGAAACAACUACCACUCUAUCUGUGGCAACUACAACAGAACCGACUUCAACAACCAAUACUGAAACAACUACCACUCUAUCUGAGGCAACUACAACAGAACCGACUUCAACAACCAAUACUGAAACAACUACCACUCUAUCUGAGGCAACUACAACAGAAUCGACCAUUUCUGAUGAAAAAAGAAGAAGAAAGCGGGAGGCAAACGAGAGAGAACGAUCUGGUUUCUGGAGAAAUGGGCAUUGUGACUGCAACAGAAAUGCAUCAUCAACUUUCAGUAUUGGUAGUUAUAGUGUGCCAAUACAGCUGCAAUUAUCAUUACCAAAUGCUACGUUUCAUGAAUCGUCGAUGAAAACAUACGAACAGGAAUUUAAAGACAAGCUUACUCAGUUAUACAACAAUAUGGACAAAUUUCAACGAAUAAAUAUACUAGACGUGAAAAAGGGAAGUAUUGUCUGUGACUAUGAAGUCAUUUGCAAAGGAGAUGUGGAUUUACAGCAGAUAAAUACAACUACAAAAGAGAUGGCCGAUCAACCACUUAACUUAUCAUUUUGCGAGAACUGCACAGUGGAUGUAGAUAUAGCGGCUAUCGCACAAUCUUUACAGGCUGCGGAGCAAAGGAGGACUUCGAGUGCGUGUUCGAACUGUAUAAUUGGCGAAAGAUGUGUUCUUAAUUUGGACAAAGGUAAUGUUGAGUGCAUUGACCCUUGCAAAACAACGGAUAACGGAGGAUGCAUAAACGAUGGUGUUUGCUACUUUGAGAGACAGACAAAUUCCACACAGUGCAGAUGCCCAAGUAGCGGUGACCGUUUUGUUUACUCUGGAGAACAUUGCGAGAUUCCUGUUGAGAAACUGUCCCUGUCGUCGACAUACAUCGCUGCAAUAGCGGGUGGAAUAGGGGGAGCAAUCAUCGUAGUACUGUCAUUGGUCAUUAUUUGCCUUAUCGUAAGGAAAAUGAAACAGAAGAAUGUUGACAAAAAUGACAGUAUAAGCAUCGAGGAGUUAAAUCGAUUUCCUACAAAGGGCGGCGUGCGUCUUUCUUACGAUGGGUAUCCGUCAACAAAACGCAAGGACACAUUAACGGUUGAAGGGAAAGAACACAAGAUCACCAACAGCCUAGGAAACGAGAUGUAUAUGUACCAGCCGAAUCCAAGCGACAUUCGACGACAUCCUUCCUCACGUUUGUCGUCAUUGGAGGGUGACUACAGCAGACCAAGGACUGCAUCUGUGUAUGACUACAUCGACACUCAAUCAACGUUUGAGAUUCUGCGGCCAACUCUACGCCCAAAUAUCAACAGAAUAUGAACCACUUCAAAUCAUGUCUUUACACCAGCAUAAUUUCUAAUUGAUAUUUCUUGGCUCCAUUGUAAACAUGUUGUAUUUCAAAGUUUUAAAGUAACAUCAAACUAUGUUGCUAGCGUACCACAUUUAAAUUGGUCGAUAUUGCUGUACAUUAUUUUUGAAUCGCAUUGUAUUAAGAUAAACGUGAACACACUAGUGAUCAAUAUUGAUAUAGUGAUGUACGAGAAUGUAAUUCAUAAUAGUGCAUGUACUAUAAUGCAUAAUUCAAAAUUAUCUAAAGAUAAGUAAUAUAGUGUUGUAAAUUUAUCGUAGAUAAUUUGGUUAAAAAAUCAAGAGGGGAAGUGAAUCGAUCUUUAUAAUUGUGAUAGCAAAUGCUCGUCAGUCACUUGAAAUAGUUAGAAUCAGUACUUAAUGAAAUACUUGAUGAUUACUAUGUCGAGCAUUUCAGUCUUGAUAUAAAUCGAAUUUUAAGUCGAAUUAUAACAAUAUUAUAUCAGAAUAAGUAGGUUCAUAGUGAAUAAUAAAAUAAACCAAAUUGUGCUCUUUAAUAUAGAUCGGAUACGUAUCAAUUAUCAUUGAAGAGUUUUAUAAAUAGUGGAAGUUAUGACUGUGUUUAUAAACUGGAGUAUAGACAUAUAUAUUUAAUAUUAUAAACUAUUUUGUUAUUCGGAGUAAGUUAACACACAACAAUCAGAUCAUAUUGAUGACAAAUAUGCAUACUUGUUCGCUCAAGCUUGAAUUUUGUAUUCUAUAUAUAUUUCAAACCCAAUUCUAAACCUGACAUUCUUUAUAAGAGUUAUUUGUACUCGAAUACUAUAAUAGCAGCGUUUACACUUCUUAUUAACACAUCAGUAUUGUGCAAACGUUAUAACGUUCAAUUAUAUAUAUACAAUAGUGAUAUAAUUUAAUAUUUAAUAUAUUCAGAAAACUAUUUUCAAUUCUAUAGAUAUAUUUUUGUUUAAACCAUGGUAUACAUAAGCUUGUUUAUAAAUUGUUUCGCCUUGCAUGCAUACAAAAACACUCGUAUUACAUGAAUUUGGUUACGGGUCAUGUUGGUCUGUUUCAAAUAUGUAUUUUGUGCUAUAGCCUUUGAAUAAAGUUUCUUCUUCUUUCUACUAUGCACAAAACAAAAUCCCCACGACAUGUUUGAGAAGGAAGUUGUACAGCUGAUACUAUGUUUUAAUGGAUACACCUGUGGUUUGUAUCAAUUCUGACAGGAUUUGAGAUCUGUUUUAGUUGUAUUUGUUUCGUUGAAUUAACUUUCAUAAUUUCAUAUAAACAUGCGAGCCUAUGUGCGGUCUGUGCUCACCUGACCGUAACGACCUUUGACUAGGCGGGUUCUGAGAGUGCCAUUCAUUACGUUACUCUGUGCGCACUGAGCCAACUGGUAAUUUCUUAUUAAAAUUCGGACCCAACCACUCCCUUAUUCUUUCUCUUUUUUAUUUUGUUGUUUUAUCAUGCUGCUUAAGACGAUAAUGUUCAUUCAUGCAUUCAUUCAUACUUGCUUUAUGACUUACUAUUAAUAUAGUAUGUAUUGUUUGCUAUUAUAAAUGCUUGUAUAUCAGUUACCGUCAAUUGCGCUGAAUUGAGUGUCUCGUAUUGUUAUUAUGUGCGCGUUUACUCUUAGUUUG